CAACACAAUGGAGCCCAAAUGGUCAAAUAUCAUCUGCAAGCGAGUUCUACUGACUGGAUUUACGCUGUGUGUUGUGUUAGCCAUCAUAGCGCCUGUAGACCUCUAGGGGGCAGCAGUCGCGUUUAGAACUGCGCACCCCGCCGCCACAGCUUCCCACGAAGAAGAAAAACGACUUGUAGGAUAGAGAGGGUGGAGGAAAGAAAAAAGGAAAAGCAGAGGAGCUACUCCUGUUUACAACAACACAAUGGAGCCCAAAUGGUCAAAUAUCAUCUGCAAGCGAGUUCUACUGACUGGAUUUACGCUGUGUGUUGUGUUAGCCACAAAACCUUCGUCGGCGAUCGAAAUACACUCCGACCUGGAAGUGAUGAUGCAGAACGGCACAUUGGGGACCCUCCGAUGCUCCUUUAAGUCCACCGAAGUGGUCAGCACCGCCACCUCGGUGACCUGGACCUUCCAGUCGAGUCAACCCGACAACCAGUUAUUCAAAGCUCCGUACACGAUUUUCUACUUCUCCAACGGGAAAGGGUUCCCGGGACAUACCGAGUUCAAAGACAGAAUUCAGUUUAUUGGAGACAUAAACAAGAGGGACGCCUCGAUACAGCUGAAUCCGGCUCAGUUCAGCGACAACGGGACUUUCUUCUGCGACGUGAAGAACCCGCCGGACGUGACGGGAACGCCGGCGCGAACAGAGCUCAGGGUCGUUCUCAAAGAAUCUCUCCCUCAGAGUAACACGGCCGUUAUAGUCGGAGCAGUCAGCGGAGCUUUACUUCUGCUCGUCCUCAUCGCUGUGGCCGCCUGCAUCGUCAUGAGGGUUCUUCACAACCGCCAUGAAUAUGAAGGAUGUACGUCCUUGGAGAGCGUGAGCUCCCAGGCUCCCAAACCACGAAAGAAGGUGGAGUCCAACCUGGAGGGCUCCAGGUGUACCAGUCCCUCGGGUCCACUACAGGGCCCGGUGAUAUACGCCCAGUUGGAUCACUCAGGCAGCAAUCGCUCAUUCCACAAGAACGAGCCAGUUGUCUACGCUGACAUUCGUAAAAACUGAAGAGGAACCGGGGACCAAAACAAAAAAACCAACCUAGAAUAUAAAAUCACAGUAAAGUAUCAGACCUCUCUAUCAGCUGCUCUUGGGAAGGGUGGGAAUAUUUCAACAGGGACAAAAAUAUCGGUGCAGUUUCUCUUUUCCUUUCCAUUCAUCUUUUGUCCUCGGAAAGCAUGACGCCAUCACACGAUAGCGAUGUCUCCGUGUGCUUUUAUUGUGAAGGCAGAACAAAAAAAGAAACCACUCCAAAUGAACAGUACAUCACUCCAUCAGCCUUUAUAUUGUUCUCAGUAAGAAUAAGACUACAUAUAAACAUGUUUUUUUUAUUUUUAAUCUUUGUAGCGUUCUGCAGCCUGUUGCACCGGCUGAAGUUUGAUCUCAAACUAAACCAUCUAUAUAUCGUAACUAAAUCAACAAUAAUCAAAAUAUCGCUGCAGAAAUUAACGUUAAUAACUAGUGAAGUAGAUUUAUACUCUUGCAUGUGAACUAGCUAACGUGUUUGUCCGACUAACAUCACCUCAUUAUUUAUCCAUCACUUCUCUGGUGCUUCCUUUUUAAGCUGGUAUCAAAUAAAAGUCUAAAAGCCAAAGUUUAAACUUCAACAGUUACAAGUUUCUGUCAUAAACAACAUAGUAUAAGAUGUGGAAAGCGGGGAAUCCCACGUCCCGUGAAUGCAUCUUAAAUAUAAAUAUAAAGGAAUCUAUCACAAACAUUCUGAUAGAUUCCCAAUUUAAAUAUCAAAUAAAAAUGUUCAUCAACAGUUAAUCAGGAACGACCAAAGCUGGACAGACACACUGCGAUUUAUUGAUGUUGUUUGAUGCGUUAACAAAAAGAAAACGUGCAUUUCUAGGCCACGUCGUGAUCCAAUCAUUGAUACAUUUUUUUUAAACAAGGUGUCUGCGUCCUCAACAAUGUUAAAUAAAUAAAAAAAGGGAAAGGUAGAGUUACUUUGUGCUCUUCUACUUAAAAAAAGAAGAAACAUUAGUCAGCUUUGCAACAAAAUUCAAUUUGAUUUCUAUCAAAAUCAUCCACAACUUGUAAAACACUACGUCUAGUAAAGUCUAAACCAGGACGUUAACAAAAACAACUGUACUGCUGCAGGCUAGAGGCUACAUUAGCUGCUACUAGCAUAGCACCACCUGUUGCAUUGUGGGUAAUGUAGGCACCAGGAUUUGACAAGGAAGAAGAAAAUGUGUGGAAUAAAACUAGUACUCUCAUCAGUAGAGUGUCUGUCCAGCUUUACACCUGCUUCAAACGUUGCAGCCUUUCUCUUAAAUGACCUUCCAGCUGAACUCCGUUUGAAUACUAACACAAAGCCGGUGCAACAGGCUGCUGCAGCCACACACACUACAUCUCCACCGUUGGGCACUUCCAUAGUGAUCUUGUUUUGUUUCGAGGCGUAUACAUUUGACGUUGCCUUCGGUAACUUUGCAUGCAGUUGUAACAACAGUCUACAGAUGAAACCCGUGGUACUCUUCAGAUAGAAGAAGCUGUCUGACAUUGUGUUACUGUGAAUGCUUCAGUUUUCUGUACAGAGUUCUGGCAUGUUGUCGUGGUACCGUUACAAAAAAAGAAAAAGAAAAGACACUGCCUCCCGUUUGAUUUUCACCUCAGUGGAACAUCUGCUUUAAACCAGCUGUUUGUUUCCUUCAGUGUCUGUUUUGUUUUUGUUUUUAAAAGAAGUGCAAAUGAACAAAGAGGCAAUGGCAACCAAGUAGAGUUUUUGUCUUUUGCAUCACACUUAAUAAAUACUUUCUGCCCGUUUGCAAGUGUGAUAUGCAAGAAUUUAAAAAACGUUUUUAUUACCUGGGCUUUUUGUCAGCUUAGUUUUGAGUAAUUUAGAAAUACGUGUUAACACGAAAUGUUCAACUGAGGUGAAAUAUCUUCUCUGAAAACUGGGAGCUCUCAUUUGUUGGUUAUAACGAAUGAUAAAUACACUGUUUGCAUGCAAUUUACUAACAUAACAAUCAUUAUUAUGAAAAUAUCCAUCCUUUUUUUCCUCAUCUUUGUAUCAUGUAAAAGCAUUUUUUUUGUUUGUUUCCAAACUAAUGGGCCAAAUACCUAAUAUCAACACUAAUACUAAAAAACGGUUCUUUCAGAUGCUUUUAAGCUUUAAAAGUGCAUUCCAAAUUUAUAUGUUUUUUUAUUCUGUUUCAAGCAUUUAAAAAGCCAAACUUUAUGUUGUGAUUCAGUCUGUUAACCGUGUGGUCGCCUACGAGAAUGAUAAUUUGUGUUGCAACCAAGUCUUAACGCCGAAAGCUUCAGCUUGUGAUUCCGAAUGCAGUAAAUCUCCAUGUUGACCAGUAUUUGUAUAUAUAUUUCUUGCUCGUGUAAGAUAUAGUGCUGUUUACUGUAACUCAUUCCAGUGUGGUUUGGCUGUGGAUGUCUUUCCAGAGGAGGAAAGUAGUUUGCUGUAGAGGUAUAGAAAGUUGGUGGCAUACUUAAUGUGUCUUAAUUAUUAUUUGCCAGCAAACACUCCAACAUGUACAGUGCCUGCAGGGAGUGUCGAGUCUGUCGAUUCAAAAUGGAGUGAAUCAAAGUUUCUUUUGUCAAACGAAUUCACAAAAAAACACAAAAAUAUUGUGAUGUUUCUUGAGCUUUAAGGCCUCAUUUAUAUUAAAUCCAAAAGAUUUUCUUUGCCACUUGGGGGCAGCAGAAACUAAUUGUGAACACAACACUUUCAUAUCAUCACCAUUAAGUAGAUAUGUUAACCUUUUUACCAAACAGUUUCCAUACCCAGCAACAUGGAAGUCCAAUAUUCUCUCUUUUUGCUCCGUUUUUGGUCCCCUCCAGCUCCUGAGGGAAACAUCAGUCUCUUCAGCUGAUAAAUGCUCCACUGUGGAGGAGCAUAACAUUGAGCAUUUUUAGCAUGCUAACAGUGAAAUGCUAACAUCAAUGUCUUAGCAUAACAUUCUGGCAUUUGGCAUGUUAGCAUUUAGGGCUGCUACGAUUAAAACAAUUAUGCUGAUAAUCAUUAAUUGAUUUGUGUAAUUUUGAAAGAAGAAUUAAUCUGAUUUCAGCUUCUUGAAUAUGAAUAGUUUCUGGUUUCUUUACUCUUGUAUGACAGUAAAAUGAAUAUAUUUUGAGUUGUGGACAAAACAAGACAUUUGAGGUUGUCAUCUUACGCUUUUCAGAAACACUGAUUAACAUGUUUCACUAUUUUCUGGCAUUUAAUGACCAAACAACUAAUCAGUUUAUUGAGAAAAUAAUCAUUUAUUGUGAUAAUCUUAAAAAAAUAAAAGCAGAGGCUGGCAGGAUUUAGGUCUUUUGUUUUAGAGGAGAUGUAGUCAGGAACCACAGAAGUUAUUACGAGCAUGUUUUUACCAAAAAUCAUGACAAUUAAUCCAGAAUGUGGGAAAGUUUUCACUUAAUUAUGAAUAACUUUAGCAAAUAGCAACCUAGACUGUGUUCUCUCAUUAUUUAAUUAACGAUUUAAGCUUUAACUUAUCUUAAACUGUCUCUGCAUUAGAAGCUAAAUACUUAAUUACAUUUACAAAUAGUUUCUUACUAAAGAAAACCCUUAAUUCACUCCAUUUUGACUUGACUCUGGCUCACGAUGCAGACUCUGUAGUCUUCCAGGUGCUUUUCCACCUUUUUUUUUUCCAAAUGUUUUGUUUCUUCUUCCAGUUAGCAUGUGUUUCAGUGUUCUCACCAAAACUCCCCCCAAAAACAACCUGUAUGAUACCGACGAACCUUUACUGCUGGUCGCUUUGCUCCUAAUCGUGACUCGUUGCAGUGUUUAGUGCUGUUGUAGAAAUUGUGAUGUAAACUAUAAAUUAUGAAAGAUUUCCGAUUUCGGAGGCCGAGUUCGCGCUUUGAUUUGUUUGUUUAGUGUCUUGAAGUUCCGAGAACGGACGCAGGUUUGGAAAGCGUUCGCUCCUCUCACGACGAGUCUUACAAAAAGUGCGUGCUUCGUGUCUUUCGAUGGUAAAUAGUUGUGUGUUAUUUGAGAAUUGUUUGGUAUGUUAUGUUGUAAAAAUCUGCACUAUGUCUUGCAACUCAAAGACAAACAAAUUCCCUGUGAUUUCCUUUUUGUUUUUGUUAUUUUUCGUUCAUCUCCGAGUGACCUUGGCCUCUCUCUCUCUCUCUCUCUCUCUCUCUCUCUCGCUCUCUCUCGCUCUCUCUCUGUUUAACGUCUUUAAAACUGGAAUGUUGUACAUUUAGUGCCUUUUACAUUUCAUCAGCUAACUUGAACACCUGCUCAAAGUAGAAAAAAAAAAGAUAAGAUUCAUUUAUUUUCCUUUUAUUGUAUGUAUUUUUUUAUACACAUAAUAUCGCCUCUGUAUCCACUGUUCAAAUUUUAUAUAAAACCUAUUCCUGGC
Messenger RNA from Anoplopoma fimbria (sablefish), 5361 nucleotides. It is a transcript of the gene mpzl1l, whose product is annotated as myelin protein zero-like 1 like. Gene Ontology annotation, cellular component: cell surface; membrane; focal adhesion. NCBI's taxonomy places the organism in Eukaryota, Metazoa, Chordata, Actinopteri, Perciformes, Anoplopomatidae. The record is from RefSeq and is a predicted model, not a curated record. Bases 245 to 1042 code for a protein of 265 amino acids. The transcript is spliced from 7 exons.